AUGAAUAAUACUAUGAAAAAGUCAGAUGAUAUAUCUGAUAUGUUUACUGGUACUAAAAACGCGCUUACAACGAAAAAUGUACUGACAGUGUUACAAAGUGAGCCCUUCGGUCCGUUAAUGGUAAAAAUAUACACGUUUUUCAGUACAGACACUGGAUUGUAUCUGUAUCUUGGUGUUUUAUGCAUUGUGGUUCUACUGGCCUAUUUACUGAUCAAUCAUGAGAAUUAUUAUAAGUACAAACCCUUCUUUAUUACAGGAUACUGUCUUUUGUUCUUCAAAAUUGUAUUCUAUGUAUUCACAUGUGGUGUAAUGUCAAGUAUCAUUGGAGAUGUUUCAUCCGCUGGUAGUCUACCAAUAUACUACAACAUUUUAUACCUGUAUGGAACUAGGGUUUUAUUUGUUGAAUUGCUGAUGCUGGGACUUUUACAAGACCUGCUUCUUUUCGAAAGAAAGAAAGAGACAAGAAGACUUACAACUCUGUUUAAGUGGUUCGUUAUGAUCUUUUGUAUUGUAGCUAAUGUGUGGUUUUAUGAUAUUUUCUCAUCGUUUUCGGACAAAGUUAGUGGUGAGGGAAUGGUUGUUAUUAUAAUAAUGCUUGCAAUGCAAAUAUUCUUACUCUGUGUCUUACCGUUCAUCAUUUACCUCUUAUUCAUGGUUGUUGAAUUUCUAAAGAAAGUUGGUGAUUUUGUAGAAAAUGUUAUUGAUUACGUAAUACGUAAAAUAGUUGCAGUUGCCAGCCUUCUUUUUACAUCUAAGUCUGUAUCAAAACAAGAACAGGACACACGUAGUGGCUCUGUCUUAGAAAAAGAGACAGACGUUUUAAAUCUUACGUUUAAUAAAUUUUGA
Messenger RNA from Vittaforma corneae ATCC 50505, 846 nucleotides. RefSeq lists its product as uncharacterized. The coding region runs from base 1 to 846 and encodes 281 amino acids. The record is from RefSeq and is a predicted model, not a curated record. The transcript has a single exon. Lineage: Eukaryota; Fungi; Microsporidia; Nosematidae.